Solanum stenotomum is the source of this 1242-nucleotide messenger RNA. Its product is annotated as extensin-1-like. The record is from RefSeq and is a predicted model, not a curated record. The coding region runs from base 1 to 1242 and encodes 413 amino acids. The transcript has a single exon. Lineage: Eukaryota; Viridiplantae; Streptophyta; Magnoliopsida; Solanales; Solanaceae.
AUGAAAAUUAUUCUAAGUUUGAUAGCAUUGCUCUUGAUUUCUUCAACCUUAUUAGUGGAAGCGAGAAGUGGGAUUAAUGAAGAAGAGAAGAGAAGAAGCCGCGGCGGCGUAGGAAGAAGUAGAAGAAGCAGUGGUGGGAGAAGAUCAAGAGGAAGGUCUUCGUCAUCUUCGCGUAAUUGUGAUCCUUUGUUUUCAUACCUCUUUGGAAGUUGUGGUCAAUGGCCUUUCUCUCGUAACUCACAAAACAACCCAUUUACGAAACCAAUUUCCCCUUCUCCCUCACCUCGCCGCCCAGCUCCGCCGUUCCGUCCUCCGAUUUUGCCGUCUCCUCCCCCAGUGGUUAUACGGCCACCAGUUAUCCCGUCUCCACCACCUCCAUUAGUAAUACCAUCACCUCCUCCACUCGUUACGCCGUCACCUCCACCGGUUGUUUCAUCUCCUCCACCGGUCGUAGUGCCAUCACCGCCACCCGUAGUCGCUUCUCCGCCACCAGCUUCACCACCACCGGUCUUCCCACCUCCUCCGUUAGUUCCAUCUCCGCCGCCACCUUCUCCUCCACCACCACCUUUAGUUCCUUCCCCACCUCCGCCAGAAUCUCCACCAUUCUUUGUCUUCCCACCACCACUAGUUGCUUCACCACCUCCACCGGCGGAACCUGUCUUCCCUUGGUGGUCCCCUCCUGACCCAGACGACACUCCCAAUUUUCCGCUAUUUUCUCCUCCUCCGUUGGUACCCGAUUUUCCCCUCCCAACCCCUCAACCACCAGAUUUUCCACCAGAAACUCCGCUUGUGCCCAUAUUUUCUCCACCACAACAAGAUUUCCCCCCAGCUGAACCAAUUGCCCCUAUAUUUUCUCCACCUCCAAUUUUCACUCUUCCACCGCCGGAACAAAAUUUACCACCAGCUACACCGCUUGUCCCUAUUUUUCCGCCAACAGAUGACCAGCCAGUGAUUCCCGAUCAACCACCAAACAGUUUUCUGCCGUCUCCACUGAUUCCUGAACAACCACCAACCAAUUUUCUGCCGUCACCGGUGUUUCCUGAUCAACCACCAACCAAUUUCAUGCCGUCACCGAUGUUUCCUGAUCAACCACCAGUCAAUUUCCUGCCGUCACCUGUAAUUCCUGAUCAACCGCCAGAAACAUUUCUUCCGUCACCGUUAGUUCCCGAUCAAGCACCGCCAGUUGCAGUAAUUCCGCCAUUUGAGCUUCCGCCUCAGCCGGACUCGCCACCAUUCGCCUAA